Messenger RNA from Formica exsecta, 3523 nucleotides. RefSeq names its product Golgi integral membrane protein 4-like. The record is from RefSeq and is a predicted model, not a curated record. Lineage: Eukaryota; Metazoa; Arthropoda; Insecta; Hymenoptera; Formicidae. Bases 716 to 2137 code for a protein of 473 amino acids. Gene Ontology annotation, cellular component: Golgi membrane; Golgi apparatus. The transcript is spliced from 7 exons.
AUGAUUAUCGUAAUCUUAGUACUUAUGAUGAAAUUACAUGUUUCUCUCAGAUGGAAGAAUAUUUUUCUUAUUUCUCAGAAGUGUUUAAGUAUUCUUACAAGCAAAGCGAGUUCACGAUUCUUAUGUUAGAAUAACGUUAAAUGCACACUUUUCUAAUAAAAGGAUACAUUAUUCAUGUCCCUUGUACUAUUUAUAAUGAUAUGCGUUUUUAUAAUAUUUCUUUUUAAUGACCGUUUAAAUAGCUGUUUACACUAAUGAGAAUUAAAGUUAAUUUUGCAUUGGUGCAUCAAGAAUUUUUAUUCCUCAUAUAAAUACAAAUGAAUGCAUAUGUGAUAUUCGCGAUUAAUAUGCUUGCUAUUCAUGAUUCUACGUAGAUUACAACGACGAUGAUAGUUUCGGAAAGAUCAGUGACGGACUUUGUGAAUGAAAUGUCAUCCGCGCGAUUCCAUGUGUACGUUGCAAAUUCUUUCGUUUAGGGAAUUUUCGUUUAGAUUGCCGGUCUGCCGCUCUCGGGAUAAUCAACUGGAAGGCACGCGGCUUGUCUACGUGUCGUGUGUCGUGUCGCCUCCCGUUAAUGGUCGUGUACUAAUGAAUCCGACACGGCAGAUAGAAAAACGAUUUACUUCUUCUAUCACUUAUCCUAAGCGAUACAUUUCUUUACUUGCAUCCGUAUCACGAGACGAUCUUAUUCCUACAAUUUGAUAAAACGUUAAGAAUGAGCGGUUCGCGACUUGGCAGAGGCCGAGGCGGCCGCCUGGCUCUGUACGGGAGCUGUGGAGUGGUAGCUCUCUUGCUGAUGUUCCUUUAUCGUGCCGCCAUUUCGGAGAUGACCAGGCUACGGGACCUUCAUGAACAAUGCGCUCAUCAGCAGGAGGCUCUCGCCGCCCAACUGCAAGUUAUAUUCGAGUACAAAGUUCGACUGGAGAAAUCCUUGGCGGAAGAGAAGAGUUCGAACGCUGCGGUGAAGCAAGAAUUGCAGCAGCGCGCAUCGCGAGAGAAGUCCUUACGCGACAAGGAUAGCAUAGAGGCGAUGCGAAGGUUCGACUCGCUUCAGCAGACCUAUCAGCUCCUGCAGACGGAGCAUCAGGAUCUACAGGAAGAAUGUAAGAAACGUGAAAAACAGGCACUGGACGAGACUAAUAAGUUGAAAACGACGCUGCAAGAUCUACAUGGUCGCAUCCAGCAGGCGAAAGAGGAGAAGGAGAAAUCCAUGGAGCAUUUGAAGACCAAGUACCUGGAAUUACAAGAUGAGAAGACUCAGCUGGAGAACAAAUACAACGAACUGAUGGCAACUAACGGCAAUGCCGAUAGCACCAUCGAUCAUCUUAGAAAGGAAGUCUUUCAGCUUCAGCGCGAAUUGGAGAGCGCCAAGAAGUCCUACGGAAAAAGCACAUCUCCUGAUCCAGUGCCGAUAACUCCUCGGGCGUCGGCGCCACAAUCAGCAUUGCAGAAAGAGGAAUCACAACCGAUACUAGCACCGCAACCGCAACAACAGAACGCGGCGCGCGAUUCCGCGAGUUCGCGAAAAAUGGAAAAUUCUACUGUAGCGAACAACGCUAAUUUGGUGUCGCCGUCUCUCGUUGACAAAGUCGUACCGGUCAGAUUGCUGUCGAAGGUCAAAUUGCCGGUUGGCGUAUUGCCGAUUCCAGAAAUUAUCGAGCAGAAGAUUGACAACGAAGAAAAACGUCAGGAGGAAAUCCGAAAGCGAGACGACGCGGUGGCUCACAAUAAUUUGCAACCGCCACCGCCAAAACUCGCUCCGGCGGACAGCAAAGAGGAAAAGGAGCCGAUCGUCGAAGCCGGCAAUCUCGAUCCACCGUUCGCCGCGAAUCCUCCCGCCGCGCGACAUGCCGGUGAUCAGAUUGUCGCGAAGAAGAAGGCGAACGAUGCUUGGUCCAAAGUGAGACAACUAAUUGGAAUACAAGAAAUUGGCGAAGAACUCAAUCAGUUGGGUCGUGUUCCUGGAUUAGACGAUGGACAAGCUAAUGGUGGCGACGAUCAGUAUGAUGGCGGCGAUUACGAUAAAGAGCCGCAGCAAAAGAAUGAUAUUCAUUUGGCGGAGGGCGAGGAUGAAGGUGAAGAUGAAGGCGACAUGCUUGAAUAUCCGCAUAAUUUGAAGCAAGAUAAGCGGGAAUAGGGUCAACAUCAUCGUUCGAAAGUUUUUUACGCAACCGACGAUCAAAUUCUAUAAAUGGAAAUCGCCUGAAAAAUAGUAAACUUGACCAAUGUUCACGAUCGUCCCGGUUUCAUCAGCGAAGAAUACUUAUUAUGUAUUAUAAUCUAUAUGAAUCGUUCAAUGAUCAUGUCGGGGGAAAUUAGAGAACAUGAAUCAUUUUAUCUUUAUGUUUCGAAAACUCUUGUAUGAAAUUUUAGAUAUAUGUAUGAUGAUAUAUAUACGGAUAUAUAACCGGAUCAUCAAGGGCACAUUUGAACGUUUGAUGAAGGUUUACGCGGUUCUAAUAAAUCUUUUCCCGAGAACUCAAUGCGAGUACAAGCUCUCAAGGAAGGAAAGAACAAGAUAAACUGUAUUUUUCUAGAUUAAGAUCCAUAGCCGAGAUGCAUGGAGUGGAUUAUGUCAAGACUUAAUCGCACUUAUUACUUAAGACACUCGUGACUUUGUUACUAGUACAAGUGCAUUAAGUUGGGCAUGUAUUGCAUUAGCAGAGAUAAUAUUACUUAGCGAAUGCUCUCGGAAUCAAUCAAUAUCCACGAGAAAAUUGAUUAGAAAAAUGUUUUAUCUAAUGAAUAUUGAAGCUGGUCGUGAAUGACUUCUUUCUAUAUUAAUUCUAUAAUGUUCAUGUGACUGAAGGUAUAUGGCGACUGAUGGCAAUACUGAUCUUUUUACUACUUGUACAAAUGCAGAAUGUAUAAAUGUAGAUAUUUUGUAUAAAUGUAAAAAAAAGUUUGGGAUAUUCUAUGCCCAAUUUUCUUUUUACAUUUAAAAAAUGUUAUUAUCGUUAGAAAAGAGAUUUCAUGAUACAUCGUAGAUUAUCACAGCAGAGUUAUAUGUAAUAUUGCAUAAUGUAAAGUCAUCUCUGCUACUGCAAUCCAAUCCUGUUUUAUGAUACCCAUUAUCAUGGCGAUAAUUGAAUUUUUCAAUUUCAUUAAGAGAAUUUACAUUGAGGUUAUUGACUUAUCAUCAAUAAGCUUUUAAUCUUGUUUUUCAUUUUAUCGAUAUCAAUCGUCGUCGCUAAUAAUUAUAGAUUGUCGAUUUUUAACAAUAAGGUUAAAAAUAAACGUAUCGUUAAAUUAACAUCCGCUAAUGAAAUCGAUUAAAUCUAGCAAAUCGUGUAAGAGCGAUCGGUGGAAUAUUCACGACAUCUUAUUUAUUUUAUCCUUACCGAGAAUCUUAAAAAUUAUGACUUAACUGUCAAAAAGAUUUAUUUUAAGCAGUUCAUAUAUAUGACAAGCAUAGCGUAAUAUUUUGUUAUAGUUUAGAAAUCCAGUUAUAUGUAGAUGUAUACAAAGAGGCGUUAUAAUUGUACAUAAACGUUCUUUUCAUAAUAAAAACGAUUAAAAAAUA